This is a messenger RNA of Thrips palmi, 473 nucleotides long. RefSeq lists its product as uncharacterized. The coding region runs from base 48 to 389 and encodes 113 amino acids. The record is from RefSeq and is a predicted model, not a curated record. Lineage: Eukaryota; Metazoa; Arthropoda; Insecta; Thysanoptera; Thripidae. The transcript is spliced from 3 exons.
UUGCUUUUCACACCUGUACUGUUUCAGCUCGGUUGCAAACAGUCAACAUGCCGAAACACAUUGAUGGGGGUCUCACAAAUACCAGGAAUGCACCUCAUGUUCUUGCUGCUGUUCAGGCACUCCUCCACUGUUCCGCAAUGGUUGACUUCAUUCUCGACGACCUCGAACAUAGAGAAUCAUGCAAGUCCCUACUGUGCAUGUGCUGUGCCCUUUUCAAGCUGUACGAUGAAAUUGAAAAACGUGGGAUAGGAAAUCCGACUACAUUUGUCCAUAAGUGGAAUGAUGUAUCCAAGAUGAUGAGUGCUGCAGAUAGGUCCAGCCCAUUGAAAGUGCUUGAGAUUUUCAUAGAUAAAUUACGAUUUGAACAGGUUGACAGAAAUGAUGAGUAAGUCUAGAAUUUUGUUAUUUAACUAUGUGCUUCCAACUUGUUGAAACUUUCACUUUAAAAAUUUUUACAGCUUCAAAUAUUUACA